Punctularia strigosozonata HHB-11173 SS5 is the source of this 1055-nucleotide messenger RNA. Its product is annotated as p-nitrophenyl phosphatase. The transcript is spliced from 7 exons. Lineage: Eukaryota; Fungi; Basidiomycota; Agaricomycetes; Corticiales; Punctulariaceae. The record is from RefSeq and is a predicted model, not a curated record. Gene Ontology annotation, molecular function: phosphoglycolate phosphatase activity; alkaline phosphatase activity. The annotation marks the transcript as partial.
UCAUGUCCUCGGAAGCGUUCACGAGGCUCACCGCUCCAUCAGACUAUGCCCAGCUUUUGGAGAAGUACGAUACUUGGCUCUUCGACUGUGAUGGCGUGCUGUGGACAGGCGAUCGCCUUAUAGACGGCGCCAAGGAAGUGUUGGGCAUUCUCCGCAAGCACAAGAAGAGUGUCAUAUUUGUGACCAACAACGCAACCAAGUCAAGAAAGAACUACAAGAAGAAGUUCGAUAGUCUCGGGAUCGAGGCUUACGUUGACGAGGUCUUUGGCUCAGCUUACGCCUCUGCUGUGUACCUUUCUUCGGUCAUGAAGCUUCCCAAGGAUAAGAAGGUCUACGUGAUUGGCCAGAAGGGUUUGGAGGAAGAACUAGACGAGGAGGGAAUCGCACAUAUCGGUGGGACCGAUCCUGCGGAUCAAGUCAUUGGGCCCUUCUCUCUUCACGACUUCGAGCCCGACCGCUCGGUCGGUGCCGUGCUCUGUGGCUUGGAUACGGGCAUCAACUACAGGAAGCUCUCCAAGGCAUUCUGGUACCUGACUCAAAAUCCCGACUGUCAGGACUGCCCCUUCAUAGUCACCAACGAGGAUUCGACAUAUCCCUCCGAAGGCGGGCUUUUGCCAGGCGCUGGCGCUAUUAGUGCACCCCUCCGUUUUGCGGUAGGUCGGGACCCAAUCGCUGUUGGAAAACCUGCCAAGACAAUGCUCGAUUGCAUCAAGGCGAAGCAUGAUUUUGAUCCUAAGCGUACGCUCAUGGUUGGCGAUCGCUUGAACACGGAUAUACUUUUUGGUCAAGCUGGCGGGCUAUCUACACUGCUUGUUCUCACUGGUAUUACGCGCGAUGGCGAUAUCACCGGGCCUAACGCGUCCUCGAUAGUUCCUGACUACGUCACAUCAUCGCUGGGAGAUUUGCGAGUGUUAGGCAAUCCCUGAACUAUGUGAACCAACACAAGAGUACACUGUUGAAAGGCCUCUUGAAUGAUCGACUUCCAGAGGUCAAGAAAUGAAGCUUUCCCAUAGAUUCGAUGUUCUGUCCACUGUACGUAUGCAACACUCACGCGC